Molecule: messenger RNA, 2992 nt
Organism: Eucalyptus grandis
Lineage: Eukaryota; Viridiplantae; Streptophyta; Magnoliopsida; Myrtales; Myrtaceae
Exons: 11
Coding region: 996-2723 (575 amino acids)
Source: RefSeq, a predicted model, not a curated record
UGAUUUUUCUUGAGGGAGCGGCGGAAGAUGACAAGCGGGAGGCAAGACGGGUGGCGCACGCACAACGAGGAACGGAAAGAGCAGGGCGGGGCAGACGGAUGGCAGGAUGGAGUGCAGAUUCAGAUGCGAGGGAUUAGACCUUGACUUCAGCGCGAAACGGGAUUGACUAUUAUAAAUAGGAUAAACAGUUCACGCAACGUAUACGAUGAUCAUGGGAAAUAUAUAGGAUUUUAUCAGUGCUCUCUCUCUCUCUCUCUCUCUCUCGAGAUGGGUUCUUGCUGAUUUGUUUUUUUGGCUAUCUGCCAGCGAAAUUUAAGAAAGCCCGAAGGCUAAACUCAGACAACACGGGAGCUAAACUCAAGGGGAGGGGGAGAGAGGGAGAGGGAGGGGGAUGUCUCUCCGCAAGGACGACUUCAAGAACCGCGAGAGAGGAGAAGAGGAGCCGCUCUGGGAUUCGCGUUCUCCGCCUGCAAUGAGAGUUGCAGGGUAAAACAGAGGAGGGAUAUUUAGGGAAGGAGAAGGAGGAGGAGGAAGGAGGAAGGACGGGGCGUGGGAGAUAAGACCGCUCUGCGGAUCCGACGACAUUGUCGGACCCUCUCCACCUCCACCGACCCGCUUCGUUUCUUGUCUCCCGCUUUCCUCUGAGGCUCUCUCCUCUGGCUCUGCGGGCUGUUGCUGUCGGGAGCGCAGCUUUGCUUUUCUUGCAUUUCUUGUUCCUGCCGGUGGUGGCGCAGAGGAGGGACGGGGAGAGGGGGACACGCAGAUCCGUACUGCAAAAACAAAGAAAAAGUAAAAGGAAAAAGGGUUUUUAAAGGAAUGCUUGAUCAGGGAAGAGCUUGUCUGAUAAUUUGAUCGGGGUUUCAUCUCUCUUGCGUUGCCCAGCUUUCACUCUCCCUGAAAUCUCAGUUUCUCCGAAGAAGGUUUGCGGAGAAUUUUCUUGGGGAAAAAAUUGAAAAUCAUUGGAAAAGAUUGGAACUGUGCUUUGAGUAGUCAUAAUGGGCGCUUGCAUGUCGACACCCCCUAAAAAGAUAAAAGUGCGGAAGAGACAUUCCCGCCGAACCCGCAAACGCCAAGGCAAGAUAUCAACUUCUGUCCCUACCAUAACCAAGAAAAAGAAUAGCGGUGCCGGAACUCUCGUCACAGAUUAUGCUGUCAGUGAAUUUGUUCGUAUGGAUUUCGAGACAGGGGAAACAACCACUUGCAGAAGAUCCGAGGUUGCCAAUUCUACAUUUUAUCUGACACAGCUGCAGUGGCACCAUAGCCAAUUUGAAUCAAAUGUAUUAUGCCAAGAGGAGGCAUGGUUCGACUCAGUGAGCAUCUUGGAGUCUGACUCAGAUGAUGAAUUCAUCAGUGUGCAUGGAGAUGGAUUUCCUUUGGCAGUCAAUGCCAUGGGCAACAUUUCUGGUGGUCAGGUGCUUCAGUAUGAAACUUCAUCUUGCUUUGUGGACAGUGGGAAUGCCUAUGAAGAAUUUCGUGGAAGUUAUCUCAAAAUAGAUGGAGGUAAAUCAGAAGUUUUAACAGACAAAGAUGAGCACAAGGAAUCUAAUACACUUACGUCUGCACAAGGCUCUGAGCUGGCUUGUGUUGGAAAGGCUGAGGAAAGUUACAACAGGAUGAGGAAAACAAUGGAACACUGCCAUGGGAGCUUCAAAGGUCUUAAAGAGAAUAGACGCGAUUCUGAGGAGAAAUGCCAACCGAAAAUAUUGAAAUCUGGCCUAUCUCGUUUAGUUCCUUCUGUGAGUUUUAACGACAAGAUCGUAAGUACUCAUAAUGUGGGCCUGCAGGCUCAAAGAAAGAAGUCUGCAGUCUUUAGGCUUUCAUUCAAGAGAAGGUCCUGUGACGGAGAAGAAACAACGGAACAUCGUGCAUCAAAAAGAUUCUUAUAUCGCCCCCGAGCAGGAUUGAUUAUCCCUUGCUGCACUGGUGAAAAACUGACCCCUGGAUGCUGGUCCGAGCUUCCGCCCUCCAAAUUUAAACUUCGGGGAGAAAACUACUUCAAAGAUAAGCGGAAGUCCCCUGCUUCAGAUAACAGCCCGUAUAUACCAAUUGGAGUUGAUCUUUUUAUGUGUCCUAGAAAAAUAAACCACAUAGCCCAACACCUCGAGCUACCCAAUGUGAAAGCAGAUGGAAAAGUACCUCCUCUUCUUGUUGUAAAUAUCCAAUUGCCCACUUAUCCUGCUGCGAUGUUCCUUGGUGAUAGCGAUGGGGAAGGAUUGAGUCUUAUCUUGUACUUCAAAGUUUCUGAGAGUUUUGAGAAAGACAUCUCUUCACAAUAUCAGGACAGCAUCCAGAAAUUGGUCGAGGAUGAGAUGGAGAAGGUUAAAGGCUUUGCUAAAGAGUCUAUCGUUCCUUUUAGAGAAAGGCUGAAGAUCAUGGCUGGUGUGGAGAACCCUGAGGAUCUCCAGUUAAGUUCUACCGAGAGAAAACUAGUACAAGCGUACAACGAAAAGCCAGUUCUUUCACGCCCUCAACACAACUUCUAUAAGGGACCUAAUUACUUUGAGAUCGAUUUGGACAUUCACCGAUUCAGCUUUAUAUCUCGAAAGGGGUUGGAAGCUUUCCGGGAACGGUUGAAGAACGGAAUACUUGAUUUGGGUCUGACUAUCCAGGCGCAAAAGCCGGAGGAGCUGCCAGAACAGGUGCUUUGUUGUGUUAGACUGAACAAGAUUGAUUUCGUCAAUCAUGGCCAAAUACCGACGCUGGUUGCUGGGGAUGAUGAUUGAGAACUCCCUUUUUAAGUGAAAUCAAAUCAAUGCUGACUACCAACCAUGACAGUGGCCUUCAGAGGGGGAAGUCCAUGCCUUCAGUCUCAAUCCAGCUGGGAAAGAAAAUCUCUAUAAAUAUGCAAAUUAUUUGAAUUAAAACCUUUCAUUUAUCCCUGGUUCAUUAAUCAUGUGAGCACAGUUAAACAUGAAAUCAGUUUCUACUCCGCCAUUUAUGUCUCUAGUAAUGUUAUAUAUAUAUAUAUAUAUAUAUAUAUAUUUGUUGUAUA